Molecule: messenger RNA, 3315 nt
Organism: Sungouiella intermedia
Lineage: Eukaryota; Fungi; Ascomycota; Pichiomycetes; Serinales; Metschnikowiaceae
Source: the annotation of a GenBank genome assembly
AUGAGUCCUCACGUUGUUCAGGAAUCUCCAAGCAAGCCUUCGUCAGCUGCCACCUCCCAGGCUGAUGCAAGCUCCUUGCACUUGGUCAGAGCCAACCCAUUCGGUGCUACGGUUGACCCAAACUUAUUGAAGGUUUCGGCUUAUACUAGCGCUCAAACCAUCAUCAGCCAGUCGGUUUAUGCCUUAUCCUCCACCAUUUUUUCUUAUGAAACUGCUGGUGCCGCCAACUUGGUCGAUGCUCAUUUGCAGCUUUGGGCUGGUCACUUUAAAAGACCUAAUGCUGUUGGUGUAGUUCCACUCUUCCAUCGUUUGGAACCACGUACUGGUGCUGCCAACGCCAUCUUGGGCUACUCGGCCGCCUCUUCCGCUUCUUCCCUCCUGCCUUUCACUGCGGUUUUGGGUGCCAACACUUUGUCAUACAUGCAACCUGCUUUGGCGUCUUCCAACGCUAUUCCUUUGAGUUUGAAUGUCAGUGCCGUGGACUUUGAUGCAGCCUCUGGCUCUUUGGUCUCUAACUACGCCGCUCCACUCGCUGCUGCACGCUCCUUGGGCUUCCCAGUGUUGAGUCCCGUGUCUAACGACCCAUUGGAGUUGCAGUACACCGUGGUUCUCAACCAUUACUUGGCUGCCUUGUCUGGUGCUCCAUCUGUACACUUGUUUGAUGGCCCUGAAUUCGCCAGAACUUUCCAGAAGUUCAACAACAUUUUGUCGGUGGCCGAUGUGGGUCGUUUGUACCAACAGUUGUUGACUGCUGGUGCCUCGAAGCCUCAGUCUGUCGAUGAAGCUUUGGAGACUGCUUUCGCUACUUUCAACCAGGUUGCCAACACCAACUUGCAGCCUUUUGAAUACGAGGGUGCUACUGAGCCAGAGACUGUAUUUGUUGCUUACGGUGCCCACGAGAUCGCUCAGGUUUCCAACGUGAUUUCAAAAACUGCCAAGCUUUCUGCUGUGGGUUUGUUGAAGGUUAGAGUGCCUUUUCCAUUCAGCCAGCAGAAAUUUGCUGCUGCCAUUCCUGCUUCGGCCCGUAAAGUUGUUGUCUUGUCGCCAGAGAACGCUGCCACCUUGAAAGCUGACGCUACUGCCGCCUUGUUCUUUGCUGGCCGUUUUGGUAGAACAACCGUUGAUGAGUUUGUCUACCCACCCACCUUUGUGUGGACUCCAAUUACUGUUUUGAAGGUUGUUAGUGAGUUCGUUCCUAAUGUGGAUCAUGCUGCCAUUUUGGCUCCAAGCAAGACUCCAAUUUCUCAGAUCACUGCCAACACCUCGCCUGAAGGCUCGUACUUGAUCUGGGCUAGAGACAACAGUGACCUCGUGGAGACUGCCAACAAGUUGGCACUUUCUUUAUCUUUGGAUGACUCCAAGAACGUCAGCAUCAGAAAUAAGUAUGAUGUUUCUGUCGCUGGUGGUAUUUUCCAAUCGCAGAUUGUAUCUGCCAACAAGAACACUCCCUCCACUGCUGCUGUGGACGCUGCAGAUGUCGUUUUGAUUGAGGAUGCCUCUAUCAUCAACCACUUUGACGUUUUGGCCACCGCUAAGCCUGGUGCCACCAUUUUGUUGGUGAAUCACAAGAAAAUCGCCAAUACCGUGGAGACUGACUUUGUCGAGAAGUUGCCUCUCGAGUUCAAAAGGACUUUGGCCAAAAAUCACCUCGAACUUGUCGUUAUUGACUUCUCUACCAUUGAGGACUUGGAUGCCGUCAGCGAUUCCACCAAGGGUUUCUCUGCUGAUUUCUUGGCUCAGGUUGGUUUCUGGAGAGCUUCUUUGCCUGAAUUGGGAGGCUUCGUCGUCAACAAGUUGUUGCAGGCCAACGGUAACGGCUUUGAGUUGUUAGCUGCCGUUUUGGAUAAGUUUAUUGCUACGGUGGAUGACAAGAAGUCUUUGAAGCCUGUUGCUGUUCCUGCUGAGUGGACUGAGUUGAAGUCAGAAGUUCCUGAAGAGGAGGAGAAGAAGGAGGAAGAGGAGGAUGACAAAGAGGAGGUUACUCCUUUGCCUUUCUUCCCUACCGAGUCUUCGUUCUUCCCUAACCAGAGACUUGAGCCUGACUCGACCGAGGAGGUGCAUCACGUCGGUGUUUCUGACUUGGCUGCCAAGAUCACCUUCCCUGAAGCCUACAAGGUUACCAAGGAAUUGAGACCAGACUUACCAGUCAAGAACUUCGUGGUUAAGGUCCAGGAGAACAAGAGAUUGACUCCAUCCGAGUACUCGAGAAACAUUUUCCACAUCGAGUUUGACAUUACCGGAACCGGUUUGAAGUACGAAAUUGGUGAGGCCUUGGGUAUCCACGGUCGUAACAAUGUCGAGAAGGUCGAGGAAUUCUUGAAGUUCUACGGUGUCGAUGGUGACUCCUUGAUCGAGGUUCCAAACAAAGACGACCCUCUGUUGUUGGAGAUCAGAUCUGCUAGACAAGCUUUGACCGACAACGUCGAUUUCCAGGGUAAGCCACCUAAGAGAUUCUACGAGUCUUUGGCUCCAUUCGCCUCGGACGAUACUGAAAAGGCUGCUUUGGAGAAAUUGGCUUCUGGUGCUGGUGCUGAGGAGUUGAAGAAGAGACAAGACGUUAACUUCGACACCUACGUCGACAUCUUGGAGGAGUUCAAGUCCGCGCGUCCAGCUUUUAACGACUUGGUCAAAAUCAUUGCUCCUUUGAAGAGAAGAGAGUACUCGAUUGCUUCUUCUCAGAAAAUGCAUCCUAACGCUGUCCACUUGUUGAUUGUCGUUGUUGACUGGGUCGACCCUAAGGGCAGACUCAGAUAUGGACACUGCUCCAAGUACUUGUCGGACUUGAGAAUUGGGGACGAGUUGGUGGUCAGUGUCAAGCCUUCGGUGAUGAAGUUGCCCAAGCUGCCAGCUGCUCCUAUCGUCAUGUCAGGAUUGGGUACUGGAUUGGCACCAUUCAAGGCUUUCAUCGAGGAGAAGAUCUACCAGCAGAGCCAGGGACACACCAUUGGAGAAAUCUACUUGUACAUGGGAUCCAGACACAAGAAGGAAGAGUACCUUUAUGGAGAGUUGUGGGAAGCCUACAAGAAGGCCGGUAUUUUGACCCACAUUGGAGCCGCAUUCUCGCGUGACCAGCCUCAGAAGAUCUACAUUCAGGAUAAGAUUAGAAGCUCCAUUGAGGAGUUGACCGAAGCUAUUGUCACCAAGAACGGAUCGUUCUAUUUGUGUGGACCAACAUGGCCAGUCCCAGACAUCACUGCCUGUUUGGAGGACAUUAUGCAGAACGGAGCAAGAAAAGAAGGCAAGGAAAUCAAGGAUGUUGCCAAGGUUGUGGAAGACAUGAAGGAGGACGGCCGUUACAUUUUGGAAGUCUACUAA